Gigantopelta aegis is the source of this 2061-nucleotide messenger RNA. RefSeq names its product cyclin-H-like. Gene Ontology annotation, biological process: DNA-templated transcription; regulation of cyclin-dependent protein serine/threonine kinase activity; regulation of transcription by RNA polymerase II. The record is from RefSeq and is a predicted model, not a curated record. Gene Ontology annotation, cellular component: transcription factor TFIIK complex; nucleus. The transcript is spliced from 3 exons. Gene Ontology annotation, molecular function: cyclin-dependent protein serine/threonine kinase regulator activity; DNA binding. The coding region runs from base 163 to 1863 and encodes 566 amino acids. NCBI's taxonomy places the organism in Eukaryota, Metazoa, Mollusca, Gastropoda, Neomphalida, Peltospiridae.
AGGGCAUAUAAAAAUGGCAGCCUACAUGGGAUUGUGAUCUAAACUCGACAUAUGCAUGAUUUCCUUUACUUAUCUGCGUUGUUUUUCUCGAAACGAGCACCACCUUUGACGUCAUAACUGAUUUGUCACCACGGAAACGACUUGUCCAUCAGUUGUGAAACUAUGCGGAAAAAACAGGUACCUUCACGAAAGGUCUCGCGUCGCCUGGCGAGUUACGAACCUGCGACGUUACUGGCCGCGUGGGAUGCCGUUAAAGGAGGAAUGACAAUCUACCAGGCCUCACAGCUCUUCGGCAUUCCCAGUCAGACUCUGAGGGACAGAAAGAACGGAAAAGUCCUUGAACCGGAGGACUUCGGGUCUGGUCGACAUCCGGCUCUGGCGAAAGAAGACGAACAGAAGCUGAUAGACCACAUCAAAUACCUGACAACCAUCGGCUAUUGGUGUUCGCGGGCCGAUAUUGCAAGACUCGCGACCGAUUAUUCGCACUAUCUACACAUUCUGCCUAGCGACCGUAGUCUAACUGCUGGGUGGUUUAAAAGGUUCGAUCUCCGGUGGCCCGAAUUGAAAACUGUCAGACAAAGAGCGACUGUGUCGUGUCCAGGAAAACACACGAAAGGAGCGACGGCAGACGAAUUAAAAACGUAUUACGUGGAACUGAAAAUGAUAUUGGACAAAUACGAAUUACAUGACAAACCUCAGUGUAUUUAUUACAUGGACGAAACGGCGAUUGUUACAGAGCCUGAUAAAGUGUCUGCGUUAAAGGGAGAUAAGUCUGCAAUGGUCGCAAAGUACGUGUCGUCCCCACUCACUGUGGUUGCAUGUGGAAACGCUGCUGGGACGUACUUACCUCCCUUUCUUAUUUUUAAAGGUAAGAAGAAAAAGACGGAACUGUCAGAGAAGUAUUCGGAAGGAACUGAAGUUAGAAUGUCUGAAAUGGGAUGGUCCGAUAGUGUACUGUUGACAGAUUUUGUUAAACACCAUUUUUGCAAUUGCACCAUGGGAGAUAACUCUGAUGUAAAACUGUUGUUGUAUGACGGAAGAGCCAGUCAUAUAAAUAUCGGUUUAAUCGACUGGGCUCGAGAACACAAAAUCAUUUUGUUCCUCCUUCCUCCGAGUACGAAAAAUCCAAUACAACCAUCGGACGUUGGGUGUUUUGAAGAAUUCAAGAAAAUUCUUUACGACGAAUGCGAGGCAUUCAUGAACAGAAACGGCACCGAUUCCAUCUCAAAGUACGACUUAGGAGGCAUCGUUUGCAUGAUCUAUCCGAAAGCGCUUUCAUCUUACAACUUAAUGUCGACGUUUAGCAAAUCUGGAAUCUACCCAUUUAAUUCAUCCGUCUUUGAGAACGACCUCAUCACAACACCUCCGGCAUCUAACGGACAUUCUGUAACCAUCACCACCACCGACAGUUUGACAAACACCGACCUUCAAAUAGACGACUCUACAGAUCUCAUUAACAACGUUAGUGCAGAAACUGAACAGUCACACACACCUGUGAUCAUAAAAAAAUCAAAGAAACAGAAAACCAUUCCGCCUCUAAAAAUUCGUAGAAUUACCGCAACCAAACGGUCAGAACCUGUUGUUGCAUGCUCAAGCAAGAACUGGACUUCGCGUAAACAUCGUAAACCUGUGGCUGUGUCAUCUGACAGUGAUUCUACUGACGGUGAUUCCGAUGUGGCCGAUGAGGACAAGUGCUGUGUGUGUGGACAUUACGAGCCAGACGUGUUGAAACAUCAAUCGUGUCUUCACCUCGUGAACUGGGCACAGUGUGAGAACUGUAGUCACUGGGUUCACCUCCGGUUCUGUGUGACGCAGAAAGCCAUCAGGAGACACACAAACUUCCUCUGUCCACAUUGUAAAUAGUGCCAUCUUCCAAAAAAACAUACAUAACUCUUGAGUCUUUGUUAACAGUAUUGUUAGCUGUAAAUCAAGGUCCAAACCAAACAAGAAAUAGUCACUUGUUUUACCUCAAAUUCUAUAUGUCUUGAGUCUGUUAAAGGGACAUUCCUGAGUUUGCUGCAAUUUUUAAGAUGUUAUCGACUAACAGAGACUUUUUAAAGA